Messenger RNA from Seriola dumerili (greater amberjack), 2027 nucleotides. RefSeq names its product tubulin alpha-1C chain-like. Bases 1 to 1392 code for a protein of 463 amino acids. The record is from RefSeq and is a predicted model, not a curated record. Gene Ontology annotation, cellular component: cytoplasm; microtubule. Gene Ontology annotation, biological process: microtubule cytoskeleton organization; mitotic cell cycle. NCBI's taxonomy places the organism in Eukaryota, Metazoa, Chordata, Actinopteri, Carangiformes, Carangidae. The transcript has 4 exons. Gene Ontology annotation, molecular function: GTP binding; structural constituent of cytoskeleton.
AUGUUACAAAUGGCCUUUGUUUUGCUCCAGCGUGAGUGUAUCUCAAUACACGUGGGUCAGGCUGGUGUCCAGAUUGGCAAUGCCUGCUGGGAGCUUUACUGCCUGGAACAUGGGAUUCAACCUGAUGGUCAAAUGCCGAGUGACAAGACCAUUGGAGAAGGGGAUGAUUCCUUCAACACAUUCUUCAGUGAGACUGGAGCUGGAAAGCAUGUCCCCAGAGCCGUUUUUGUGGAUCUGGAGCCCACUGUCAUCGAUGAGGUGCGCACUGGGACCUACCGGCAGCUGUUCCACCCUGAGCAGCUGAUCACUGGCAAGGAGGAUGCUGCCAACAACUACGCCCGUGGACACUACACCAUUGGCAAAGAGAUAAUUGACCUGGUGCUGGACAGGAUCCGUAAAUUGGCUGACCAGUGCACUGGUCUUCAGGGAUUCCUGGUUUUCCACAGCUUUGGAGGUGGUACCGGCUCGGGCUUCACCUCCCUGCUGAUGGAGCGUUUGUCUGUAGACUACGGCAAGAAGUCCAAACUGGAGUUCGCCAUCUACCCAGCUCCCCAGGUGUCCACUGCUGUGGUGGAGCCUUACAACUCCAUCCUGACCACACACACCACCCUAGAGCACUCUGACUGUGCCUUCAUGGUGGAUAAUGAGGCCAUCUACGAUAUCUGUCGCAGGAACCUGGACAUCGAGCGUCCUACCUACACCAACCUGAACAGGCUGAUGAGUCAGAUUGUGUCCUCCAUUACUGCUUCCCUUCGUUUUGACGGUGCCCUUAAUGUUGAUCUUACAGAGUUUCAGACCAACUUGGUGCCAUAUCCCCGUAUCCACUUCCCUCUUGCCACCUAUGCCCCUGUCAUCUCUGCUGAGAAGGCGUACCAUGAGCAGUUGACAGUGGCAGAAAUUACCAACGCCUGCUUUGAGCCAUCCAAUCAGAUGGUAAAAUGCGACCCUCGCCACGGCAAAUACAUGGCCUGCUGCCUUUUGUACCGUGGCGAUGUGGUCCCCAAAGAUGUCAAUGCUGCCAUUUGCAGUAUUAAGACCAAGCGCACCAUCCAGUUUGUGGACUGGUGUCCCACUGGUUUCAAGGUCGGCAUCAACUACCAGCCCCCCACUGUAGUUCCUGGUGGAGACUUGGCCAAGGUCCAGAGGGCUGUGUGCAUGCUGAGCAACACCACUGCUAUUGCAGAGGCCUGGGCUCGGCUUGACCACAAGUUUGAUUUGAUGUACGCUAAGCGUGCCUUUGUCCACUGGUAUGUAGGUGAGGGUAUGGAGGAGGGAGAGUUCUCUGAGGCUAGAGAGGACAUGGCAGCUCUGGAGAAGGAUUAUGAGGAGGUUGGACUUGACUCUGUUGAGGAAGGAGAUAGAAUUAACCUGAGUGCACUUUGCAGCUUUUAGUCCCUCAACUAUGAAAUUAUUCCUUUUUGUCUUUCAUGGAACAGCCAUCAUCUCCAAACAACUUAUGCACGUCUGAUUGCUCAUCACAUUAUUGAAAAAAGUUAUUAGUGAAAUAUUUGUUACAUUCAUGGCAACAUCAGCCUGUCAACAGCCUUUAAAAGUCUUUUGUCCAAUAGUCAUGCUAUUUGUUUGUAGAAACUAUGGAUUUCCUCUAAAAGAUGUAAGCAGUAUCCAUUGUUAAGUGUAACUCUUUUAAAUCUAUCAUGAGACAAAUAUGUCACUAAAUAUGUCACUGUCGCACCUUUCAAGUAACUUUUCAUUGCUGUUACACCCAAUGUUUCUUAAACAUUUUAAAAAAUAUAUUGUAUUUGAUUGACAAAAUAUGAGAUUAUAAGCAGAUUUAAUGUUAAACCUUUUUGUACUGUUCGGUUUAUGCAAGGGCCUUGUUUUGGUUUUCCUCAAGGCCUUGUUUCAUCUCUUUCCUUAAAAACUCCUCUUGACUCUUAUUCACUAAGGCCAUAUUCUAGUAUAAAUACUUUCAAUAUCACUCAGCCCCACUUGGCCUAAAACAUUGUUGUAGAAAGGUGCCAGUGUCCCCAAUAAAGGACCACAUGCUGUGGUCAGCUUGAAGUUGA